AUUCAAGUCUUUAUCGGUACCUUGGUCGAUCGCUUUAGGCUAAAUUGGGUUCACUCAGCAAGACACUGCGACUUACAGGAUUAAUACAAGGACGGACGCCGCACAGCACUGCUUAUACUGAAAGCGUAAUGUCAUUGUCCUUUAUUUAUUAGUGAAAGCUUCUUCGGUGGAAAGCUUUUCGUGGUUAAAGUCUGUCUCGCAAGGUGCUUCGCAACACCAGCAACAUGGAUACGGACGCUGCUACUCGACAAAGCACAUCAGGGCUAGAAUGGAAGCUCCAUCCACUUGUCCUUAUCAACAUAAGCGAUCACCACACGCGUACCCGGGCAAACACGCCAGCAGCGUCCGCGCCUGGAGCGCCAGCACCAGCAGUUAUGGGCUGCCUGCUGGGCAGCCAAAGCGGUCGUUCCGUGGACAUACGUAACUCGUUCGAAGUCCGCUACACCACAGGCGCAGAUGGCUCGAUCGAGGUUGACAUCGCAUUCCUCCUAAAGAAGCAGGAGCAAUACAAGCAGGUGUUCAAGCAGCUGGAUGUGGUGGGGUGGUACGCCACCGGGUCAGCGGCCAGUGAGGCGCACAUGGCCUGCCACAGGAGGAUCUCCGAGGUGGUGGAGGGCCCCGUGUUCCUGCUGCUCGACCCCGCCGUGGAUCACUCGCGCAAGGACCUGCCCGUCACGCUGUACGAGACAGAGCUCCACCUGGCUGCCGACUCGGGCGCCCCCGGCCUCAUGUUCGUGCGCGCGCCGUACACCAUCGAGACCAGCGACGCGGAGCGCAUCGGGGUAGACCAGGUGGCGCGCAUCCUGCCCUCGGGGCGGGCGACCGGCUCGGAGCAGUUCAGCGCGCAGCUGGCCUCGCUGCACUCCGCCAUCAAGAUGCUGCUGGAGCGGUUGCGGCUGGUGCACGGGGCGCUGGGGCGGCUGACAGCGGCGGGGGCGGAGGGGGGAGCAGCGGCGGCGGGGGCGGUGCCGUACCCGCACUCCUUGUUACGGCAGGUGUCGAGCCUCAUCAACAGCCUGCCCGCAUGUGACACGGAGGCGUUCAACCGGGAAUACCUCACGGAGUACAAUGACACGCUGCUGACGCUCUACCUGGCCGCAAUGACCCGUGGGACUCACACCGCCAAUGAGAUGGUCGACAAGUUCUGUCUCGCGUACGACAAGGGGGGCCGCCGCCGCGGCAUUUGAGUACGACAAGGGGGGCCGCCGCCGCGGCAUUUGAGUACGACAAGGGGGGCAGCGCCGUUUCGGCAUCGAGAGCGCGUUAUGAGUACGAUGUAAAUUGAUAUCUGUGGGUCAUUGGUGAUGUGGGGCCGUAUGGUGCGGGGCUUUGGGAAGGGGGUUGCAGCUAGGGGAGCGUGGUCGUGGUGUGCGGUGUUAGGGGAACAGGGGAUGGUUUGGGUAAAUUGGAAAUGCGGGGGUGGGGGCUUUGGGAAAGCCUUUUUAUGCGAUGCAUCACUUAUAGCUUUGCGGCUAGUCUUUGUUGUGACGCAUAGGUGGGAGUGUAGAUGGAAGCGACUGAAGGGGCCAUCAUUGCGUGCUGUCAUGCAGUAGCAGCGGAGCAGGGGCACUGAGGGGUUUGUACGUUUCGGCGUACCGUUAUGUACGAAACACAUGAGCGGUAAAAGAGUUAUGCAUUUCUUGCACGGUCGUUUGCAGGGGCGUCAGUUAGUACUGCUAUUGCUGUCGUUGUAUGCGUGUGCAGGAUGGGAGGAGCUGGGCUAUGGUAAAGAGGAGUGUAAGAUUUACAAGGAGC
Molecule: messenger RNA, 1755 nt
Organism: Astrephomene gubernaculifera
Lineage: Eukaryota; Viridiplantae; Chlorophyta; Chlorophyceae; Chlamydomonadales; Astrephomenaceae
Source: the annotation of a GenBank genome assembly